This is a messenger RNA of Sorex fumeus (smoky shrew), 2829 nucleotides long. It is a transcript of the gene CBFA2T2, whose product is annotated as CBFA2/RUNX1 partner transcriptional co-repressor 2. Gene Ontology annotation, biological process: DNA-templated transcription; negative regulation of DNA-templated transcription. NCBI's taxonomy places the organism in Eukaryota, Metazoa, Chordata, Mammalia, Eulipotyphla, Soricidae. Gene Ontology annotation, molecular function: transcription corepressor activity. Gene Ontology annotation, cellular component: nucleus. The transcript has 11 exons. Bases 145 to 1932 code for a protein of 595 amino acids. The record is from RefSeq and is a predicted model, not a curated record.
GCGGCGUCGGCGGCGGCGGCGGCGGUGGCAGCUUCGGCGGCGCCUGGGCUGGUGGCGCUCGGCGGCUGCAGGUCCCGCGGCGGCGGCUGAGCGGGACCCGGGCCGCGAGAGGAGCCGGAAGGCGCGGGCCGGUGUGGCCGGGGGAUGGUGGGCGUCCCCGGAGCGGCCGCCUUCCAGCUUGGUCCUGAGAAAAGGGUGCCAGCAAUGCCUGGAUCGCCUGUGGAAGUGAAGAUACAAUCGAGAUCUUCACCUCCUACCAUGCCACCACUUCCACCAAUAAAUCCUGGAGGACCGAGGCCAGUGUCAUUUACUCCUACAGCAUUAAGUAAUGGCAUCACCCAUUCUCCUCCUACCCUGAAUGGUGCCCCAUCACCACCGCAGAGAUUCAGCAAUGGUCCUGCCUCUUCCACAUCAUCUGCACUAACAAAUCAGCAGUUGCCAGCCACUUGUGGAGCUAGGCAGCUCAGCAAGUUGAAACGUUUCCUCACUACUCUGCAACAAUUUGGCAAUGACAUUUCACCUGAAAUUGGGGAGAAGGUGCGGACCCUUGUUCUCGCACUGGUGAACUCAACAGUAACUAUUGAAGAAUUCCAUUGCAAGCUUCAAGAGGCUACUAACUUUCCUCUUCGUCCUUUUGUAAUUCCAUUCCUUAAGGCCAACCUGCCUCUGCUGCAGCGGGAAUUGCUACACUGUGCUCGGGCUGCUAAACAAACCCCAUCCCAGUACCUCGCACAGCAUGAACACCUUCUGCUCAACACGAGUAUUGCCUCACCAGCUGACUCUUCUGAGCUACUCAUGGAAGUGCAUGGAAACGGAAAGAGGCCCAGUCCAGAGAGGAGGGAAGAGAGUGGUUUUGAAAGAGAUUCCAUUGCUCCUGAGCCUCCCGCCAAAAGAGUAUGUACCAUCAGUCCAGCUCCCCGGCACAGUCCUGCCCUCACUGUGCCACUCAUGAACCCUGGAGCCCAGUUCCAUCCUACUCCUCCUCCUCUUCAGCAUUAUACCUUAGAAGAUAUUGCAACUUCCCACCUAUAUCGUGAACCGAACAAGAUAAUCGAGCAUCGAGAAGUUCGUGAUAGACACCACAAUCUUAGUCUAAAUGGAGGCUAUCAAGAUGAGUUGGUAGACCACCGUUUGACAGAAAGAGAAUGGGCUGAUGAAUGGAAACAUCUUGAUCAUGCCCUGAAUUGCAUUAUGGAAAUGGUAGAAAAAACAAGACGUUCCAUGGCAGUUCUUCGGCGCUGUCAGGAAUCUGAUCGUGAAGAACUCAACUACUGGAAAAGGCGCUAUAAUGAAAAUACAGAAAUGAGGAAAGCAGGGAGCGAGUUGGUUUCCAGGCAGCACAGUCCUGGGAAUGCAGAUUCUCUCAACAGUGAUUCUCAGCGGGAAUUCAACAGCAGGCCAGGGACAGGAUAUGUACCUGUGGAGUUCUGGAAAAAAACUGAAGAAGCUGUGAAUAAGGUGAAAAUACAGGCGAUGUCAGAGGUACAGAAAGCUGUUGCUGAGGCAGAGCAAAAAGCCUUUGAAGUGAUUGCAACCGAACGAGCUCGAAUGGAGCAGACCAUAGCAGAUGUCAAGCGGCAGGCUGCAGAGGAUGCAUUCCUCGUCAUAAAUGAACAAGAAGAAUCAACAGAGAAUUGCUGGAACUGUGGCCGCAAAGCCAGCGAGACCUGCAGUGGCUGCAAUAUUGCGCGAUACUGCGGCUCUUUCUGCCAGCACAAGGACUGGGAGCGGCACCACCGUCUGUGUGGCCAGAGCCUGCACGGCCAGAGUCCCCACAGUCAGAGCCGACCGCUGCUUCCUGGAGGAAGGGGCUCCUCAGCCAGGUCCGCUGACUGCAGUGUGCCCAGCCCAGCUCUGGACAAGACCUCAGCAACCACCUCACGCUCCUCUACGCCUGCCUCUGUGACAGCUAUUGACACCAAUGGACUCUGAGCAAUAAACCCACUUGACCCUGAUGACCUCACAGCACAGUGCCACACUGCCCUGGUCUGGCUGUGGGAACCAGUGCUAAUAACUGUUGGGUCAUUAGCAAGAAGGGAAGUGGAGGCAAGAAGAGUGAGAGUCUGUCAGUCCCCUCCACAGCCUCUCCCAACACUUGCCCACUUUCCUCUGUGUCCUUGGGAACUAGUGGCCAGAGCUGUCUUCUCCAUGACUCCCUGAUUAGCUCUUCUUCCAAAUGAUGCUGGUACGGUGACCCCUUUCCAGUGUAGACCACCAGCUCCCCUCCUGCCUCUUGAGCCCCUUGAAGCCAUGGGCUGCCAGUGUGCCCACCAGGCUAAACCCAGCUCACCACAGGUGCUGUCCUCCCACAACAGAAAUCUGGAGGCUAACAGGCUAAGGAGGAAGCUCCCUCUGACAGGAAAUGGAUCUCUCAUUCCAGACAGCUCCUUGAGUCUCUUUUCCAACCUCAACAGAUGCCAUUGAUCAGCCUCCCCAGGGCUUGGGCAAGUGAAAAGCAGCACUCAGGACUCUUCUCAUCCUUGCUGUUCAGACUUGUUAAGAUUCUCAGAAACCACAGGAAAGAAGUCAUCAUUCAUAAAAGCACACCAGUUAUUUUUAAAAAUCAAUAAAACUUCCACCAAGUAUCAUAGAUCUUUUUGGACAAGAUUUUGCAACCUUGUUGGCUAGUUUGGAACCCGUUUGGAACCCCUUUAUUUUCUUCUCUUUGAUUUUGCUUGUGCAGACAAUAGUUUCCUGCGCAUGGAUUGGUCUGAGAGAGAAUGAGACUCGACUGGACAUUCUGUUCUCUCUGAGCAUGUUGGCCAAACUAGUAUCGUCAAACGAUUGACCAGAUCAUGUAUGGAAAUGCAGAACCAUUUGUCACCGCGU